Molecule: messenger RNA, 2295 nt
Organism: Aspergillus steynii IBT 23096
Lineage: Eukaryota; Fungi; Ascomycota; Eurotiomycetes; Eurotiales; Aspergillaceae
Exons: 2
Coding region: 1-2295 (764 amino acids)
Source: RefSeq, a predicted model, not a curated record
AUGCCUAUCUUUCAGGAUCCGGAUCGCCAGCAGUAUUACGACUUAUGGUCCGAUGACCACCAUGGCCCCGACGAGGAUGCUCGGCAACAUGCGUCACCCUCUUGGAAACAGUACCAGAACAAUCUGCCCCGGUUCGAUCGCUCUGAAGGGGGUGACAUCUUUCCCGACGACAGGUCGUGGCCGGAGUAUCCUUUAUCGGGCCUGCGUGCCAGCGAUCGAGAGGAAUUGAUACGCUAUCUUAAGGGCACCGAUUCUUCCCCGUGGGUGCCACAAAGCUCGUUCGGAGACCCGAGUGCCGGCCACUUUCUCUCUGAUGAGCCCGAAUACAUGGAGAAUCGACCCUUUGAGCGAAGUCUACCCAACGAUAACCCUCGUCAAAAUGAUCAGGAACUAGGAUCGCCGGCCGAUAUAGUACGCCCAAGAUCAGCGUUACAUUCGGGCGAUUUUCGAGAAGGCGCCGGAGAACAGAACGGUCAGCAACAAUUACCUCCAUCUCCUAUACCGCGAACGAGUGUUGGCCCGCAAUUUCCUCCCCUGAGUUCUUCGCCUACAACGCCAUGGUUUGCGGUCCCGACUCGUCCGUCUGCUGGAAGAGCAGUGCCGACAACUCGCUCUCGAGCUCCCUCUUUGGGAUCAUUCUCCUCCAGCUACGUCCUGAAGGCUCCGACAAGUCCAUUGGUUUACCAGGCAAACAAUACAGACUUGGACUUUUCCCCUAGGACGGAGUGCGCGGAUCAAACAGGAUUCUCGGAAAAGGCAAAUCGUCGCCGAACGCUGCCCCCAGAAACGUUCCGGCAUCUCCAAUCGUCUCCUACUGCUCAUCGAGGCGCAUUGACUUUCCAAAAUGGCCAUCCUCUUGGCGGAUGGAAUGAACAACACUCUCACAGAGGAUAUAAUCCUCGACGGUCUUUGACAUCGACAUAUAGUCUCCAGCUGGCGUCAUCGGUCCAGACGCCUUCUCCAAGGGCUCGAAGACUCUCGAUCACCUCGGAAUCUUCGCCCAGGCCACAUGCCUCGCUAGUCGGCUCAUACGAGGAGUCUAUUCUCCGUGGACGAAUGUCCAUGAACCCGUCCAAGCCCCUGGACUUCACCGCGCAGAUCGGCGUGCUUGGUAAAAGCAAAUGUAAAUCAAGUCUCAAGUGCCCGCCCCACGUCACGGUUCCUUUCCCGGCGGUUUUCUACAGCUAUCCUACGUCUGGUUACGGGCGGUCGAUUUCGGACGACAAUCCCAGUCCCUACGUCGGUUUGAUCGACCUCGAUAAUUCUCUUCCCAGGGACACGUCAGCCAGCAGCCGACGUCGCCGACACCAUCCAAGCCCUGCGGGUCCUUGCGGCGAUCAAAGCACGGAGAACAAUUUGCCCCCGAAACUUGCCGACCAAGACGCUUUACGUAAACGCGAAAAAAGGCAUCGACGGGCCGAGUCUCCCAAAUGCCCUCCCGGCGGCUGUUAUAGGAUACCACAGCAGGGCCAGUUGCAGAUCAUGAUCAAGAACCCAAACAAGACGGCCGUAAAGUUGUUUCUUGUUCCCUAUGACUUGAGUGACAUGGAACCCGGGACGAAGACAUUUAUCCGGCAAAGAAGCUAUUCUGCUGGUCCUAUCAUUGACAUGCCACUAACUGCUAGAAAGAAUUACGGUACUGACCGCCCCGAGGCGUCGUUGAAUCCCACCGAGGACCCCAAAGACAAGCCCAUCUUGAGAUACUUGAUUCAUCUGAACAUCUGCUGUCCAUCCAGGGGCCGGUUCUACCUGCACUCGAGUAUUCGCGUGGUGUUUGCCAACCGCGUCCCCGACGGCAAGGAACAGCUGCGCAACGAAAUCCAACAUCCCGAUCCGCGAUACACCCCGUACAAGCCCAUCCGGGACGUCAACCAUUCGCACGCGGUCCCCAAACCGGCGGUGGACCGAGGAUUCCAACGGUCGGCUGCGAAUCACGAGCCGAUCGUGACUUAUGACGCUCGCCGCCCCUCCAGCGACUUGGCCGAAAAUUCGUUGGCGAUACCGUCCCCAAUGCGAAGAGAUAUGGUGAAUCAUGGGCAGUCCCACUCCAUGCAGCACAAUGCCCACCCUUUCCAACCCAUCCCGUCUUUGAGAGAGGAGAUGUUCUCCUUGCACGAUCUGGAUUCCAUCGAAUCACAUCGUCUCGAUGAAGGUCGAUACCACAAGCUCAACAAAGGGGACAUCGGCUACGGUGGCUACCCCUCUGUCAGUGGUUCCGAGGCCGGGGAAAGCCUGUUGGCCAAAAGAUUAAGAGGGCUCGAUGUUCACAAGCAUGAUUGCCCCAAUCUCCACUAA